Messenger RNA from Gilbertella persicaria, 1446 nucleotides. RefSeq lists its product as uncharacterized. Bases 1 to 1419 code for a protein of 472 amino acids. NCBI's taxonomy places the organism in Eukaryota, Fungi, Mucoromycota, Mucoromycetes, Mucorales, Choanephoraceae. The transcript has a single exon. Gene Ontology annotation, cellular component: Cul4-RING E3 ubiquitin ligase complex. Gene Ontology annotation, molecular function: protein binding. The record is from RefSeq and is a predicted model, not a curated record.
AUGUCAUUUAAAAUUCCAGGCUACUUUUUAGAUCAAAAAACAAAGAAGCUUUACAAGAUACAACCUCAUGGUCCUUUUAGUCUACCUGAACUAAGAAAGCGUAUUGAACGUGAAGAAGAAGAAGCAAGAAAAGCACUUGCUUCAACAUCACCAGUUGUUAUUCGCACACCUCUGAAUAUCCGUCAAUUUUUACACCAAAGAGCAACAGGUAGCAGACUCAACUCGGGUCUUUCUUCACUCUUAACUCAUCUUCAAACACAAUCGAAACUACAGUUACAAGAAAGAAAAGUUAUGCAGAAUCGUAUGUUUGUUGAAAUGACAGGAGGUCAAGACAAUCUCGGUGAAAUGUUCAUGACAAGCCAACAGACUCGGUUAUCACAUUAUGGAUAUCAACUGGAUCCUCAGUUUUCAGUAUGGCAAGUGAGUCAUUGGAGACAUGGUCAUUCGUUCUUGUCUCUAAACUUGUCAAAUCAAAUAGAAAACGAUGGUCAACUAUAUCAGACAUUGGUUGGAUCUUUAGGUGGAUCUCUGUGUCGAUUCUCUUUACCAAAAUUACCUGCGAUUAUCAAUGAAGAAGCACAGCAUAUGUUUCUGGAUGAAGAAGGCAUUCGACAGAAUGAUGCGGUGCUGUAUUGUCCACAUCUUGCUUCUUAUAUGGGCUAUGAAGGGCUACAAAUAGUGCAAAGUUAUGAUCAAAGAAAAGAUAUGUUUUGGUCUUCCAACGUAAACGAUGAGCAUGAUCAAGUAGUCAUUGGUGGAGACCAGAAAGUGUAUCAAUUAAGCAGUUCAACUUUUCAACCUGUUCGUUUAUCUAAAGUCAAAUCUUCUGUGUUUGCUACACAUAUACCAGCAUUUCAACCAAAGACAUGCUGGAUUGGACAACGAAAUGGACAAAUAAAGCUUAUGGACAAUAGACAUCAACACAACAAUCUCAAUUUUAGGCAUGGGUUUCAGCAUGCUUCUUCUGUUGUUCGUAUACAAAGCUUAUCAGAAUAUAUGCUACUGUCAAUUGGUAUUGACGGUUCUAUCCAUCUAUGGGAUACACGGAGACCAGGCAAGACGCCAUUCCAUUCACUCAAAGGGCAUAUCAAUGAAAGUACACUCCAUUUGGGUUCUGAUAUUGAUUUAGAAAACAACUUGCUUAUGCUAUCAGGGAAUGAUGGGCGUGUCCGUAUUUGGUCCAUUGUCGAUAGUCAUCAUAACCAGCCUAUUUGGACAUCAGAAAAGUACGAUGUGCCUGUGCCUGCUGUCAAAUUUAUGUGCAGUUCAGAACGAUAUCCUCGGUUGCAAGAUUGUUGGCCAUCUAUAUUGCCUGAUAUGCCUAUUGCUCCUAGAUAUAUACCCGGAGUAUUACUAUUUGGUACAAGCAAUGCUUCAAGUGAUGCUAUUUUUAUUGAUUGGUUAACUGCUACUCAAUAGUUAUGUAAAUAAACCGUUUCUUUUGAC